AUCAAACCCCACAUUAACAAAUUAAAGUCACUUUCGAAAAGACCCUUUCAUUAUCUCCCUCACCUUUUCCCCAUACAUGAAGAAAUGGAUGGUUUACGGAGCAUGAAAGGUGAACCUCAAGUCACCCUCUCUCUCGCUCUCUCUCUCAUGCUUUAAUUCUCCAACACGAGAAGUUAAAUUUUAGUGAGUUGGGUAAUUGUUGGAGGGUCUAUUUUCAGUCCAUAAAUACCUGUCUGCUAGGCCAAACCCACUUAUUCCAUAUUUUGCAUCCUUUGUACCUGAGUUCAAGCUUUACACCAAAGAACUACAAUUAGUGCAGAUUCAUAAGCUUCCAACCAUGGACCUUCCAAAUCAAGCUCAAGAAGGGUCUUCUCAAAAGAAAAUGGGAAGAGGGAAGAUUGAAAUCAAACGGAUCGAGAACACCACAAAUAGGCAAGUCACCUUCUGCAAGCGUCGCAACGGUUUGCUGAAGAAAGCUUAUGAAUUAUCAGUUCUGUGUGAUGCUGAAGUUGCUCUUGUUGUCUUCUCAACUCGUGGCCGUUUGUAUGAGUAUGCCAACAACAGUGUUAGGGCAACUAUUGAAAGGUACAAAAAGGCAUGUGCUGCUUCCUCAAACGCAGAAUCCGUAUCUGAAGCUAAUACACAGUUUUACCAGCAAGAAUCAUCCAAAUUGAGGAGACAAAUUAGAGAUAUUCAGAAUCUAAACAGGCAUAUUCUUGGUGAAGCACUUGGUUCUCUGAGUCUCAAGGAACUAAAGAACCUGGAGGGUAGAUUGGAGAAAGGAUUAAGCAGAGUUAGAUCUAGAAAGCAUGAAACAUUGUUUGCUGAUGUCGAGUUCAUGCAAAAGCGGGAAAUUGAGCUGCAAAACCAUAAUAACUAUCUGCGAGCUAAGAUAGCUGAACAUGAGAGAGCUCAACAACAGCAAUCAAAUAUGAUGCAAGGAACACUGUGCGAGUCUCUUCCUUCACAAUCAUAUGACAGGAAUUUUUUCCCUGUAAAUCUCAUUGCUUCUGAUCAACAGUAUUCUCGUCAAGACCAGACUGCUCUACAACUUGUCUGAUAUGCUGGAAAAUAAAGCUACUACUGGAAGUUCUGCCACAAACCUUAUAACGGUUAAUUAAUCUAGCUAGCUAUUUGAAUAGUUACGCGUGUAGUGACUGUAUUGUGGAGAUCCAAUAAUGCCAUACAUGUCUGCUUUUCUUGAACAAGUAGUGACUUUAGAAUUUGCGUUGUUUACUAUAAAGGUCAUUAGACUGAACUAAAAAUGAACCAGCAUUUUGGACCCAUAUUUCAUACAAAUGUUUAUGUAUCCUUUAAUUAAUAAGAACUAGUUUCUAAACCUCA
Messenger RNA from Cajanus cajan (pigeon pea), 1344 nucleotides. Its product is annotated as agamous-like MADS-box protein MADS1. Lineage: Eukaryota; Viridiplantae; Streptophyta; Magnoliopsida; Fabales; Fabaceae. Gene Ontology annotation, molecular function: DNA-binding transcription factor activity; RNA polymerase II transcription regulatory region sequence-specific DNA binding; protein dimerization activity. Gene Ontology annotation, cellular component: nucleus. The record is from RefSeq and is a predicted model, not a curated record. Gene Ontology annotation, biological process: positive regulation of transcription by RNA polymerase II.